Carica papaya (papaya) is the source of this 1396-nucleotide messenger RNA. Its product is annotated as autophagy-like protein. The record is from RefSeq and is a predicted model, not a curated record. NCBI's taxonomy places the organism in Eukaryota, Viridiplantae, Streptophyta, Magnoliopsida, Brassicales, Caricaceae.
CCCACAGCCUUGCCUCAUUUCCCAUCUUGGACGGACCUUUCUUCAAAUCUCAAUGCAGCAAUGAAUUUACAAUAAUCAGAAAAUCAAAAUUAAACUUUGAAAAUCAGAAAGGGGUUUUGAUUUUCAACUGAGGAAGUCGGUUGAUCUUUUUGGGAAGAGGAAAUGGGAAGAAUAGGAAGGGAUUUACUACUGCAAUGGUUUCUCAUCGUUGUCUUCACCACUCUGAACCGAGUUAACUCGGACCCUGCUUUAUGCCAACUCAGUUUCGAUAGCGGUUACAAGCUCUUUAACUUUAGCUUGGCCACUCCACUGCCCAAAUUCCCUCAUGGCAUACUCAGCGAAGAUGGGUUUUAUAAGGUACAAGGGAAUGAAACAGUGCUCUGGUUUCAGCUUUGCGAUGGAAUGAUUUUCAAUCAUGAUCCACCUAGAUGUGUUGGCUGCAUGGGUUGUGGGGGUCCAUCACGCUGCGGGAUGGAAUGUAGUGCACUUGUGUCAAACAACAAUGGAGGUUAUGAUGUAUGCACAACUUUAGGGCAUGUAUCAAGCACGAAAAUUGAUGUCAUUGACAGAGAGAAUCCCCAUAAGGGUGUUAUUGUGAAGAUGUCAGGUUCAAGUUCAAAGUACAACUGUUCCCUUUCUAUAUCUGUUAUUUGUGAUGCAAAUGGAGUUAAGGGGCCGCUUGUGUUGGAGAAAUUGGACAGAUGCAAUUAUGCUACAGUGCUGCGACAUCCCUCUGGUUGCGCCACAGUUACUACUGUUCAUGGGAGUGGAUGGGCCUGGUUUGGUACUUUAAUAGCAAUUAUUGCAUGUCUCUUCAUAGCCUAUCUGCUGGUGGGUGCAUUUUAUCGAUUUUUUGCCCUCGGGGUUCGCGGUAUAGAUGUAAUUCCAAAUUUGGACUUAUGGAUGAGCUUGCCCCAUAAAAUACAGAAUUGUUUUGUGUCCUUGGUGCGGAGGUUUAAGGGACCUUCACAUGGUUACCGGAAUUAUUCUUCUCCAGUAAACUUUUGAGCAAUUACAACUUUGUUAAAGAUUUGAUGCGCAAAAUAGUUUUGACAAGUGGCAGCUUUUGUACGAACUUUUAGAAAGAGGAAAAAACAGUAAGUUUUGUGGACCGCAACCUUCAUUUUACCCUGAUUCCUUUGUCGAAGCAGAUUCUUUAGAUCCAGUGAGUGGUGAGUUAUCGUUACUAUCCGACACAUACCACUGCAUAAAAGAUGCAUUUUUUUCUUUCUUGCUCCAUUAAUGAUAAGCUUUUUUCCCACUCGAAAAGAUUCAAUUGUAUUUAAUUGAUUAUAAUCUUGGUUAAAAUGCUUAAUGUAAACAGUAUUACCAUUUUUUUUUCUCCUUUUAUAUUGACAUUCUUGUAGUUCUUGAGGUAAUGAAUGUACUUUGCUAA